Messenger RNA from Camellia sinensis, 1188 nucleotides. The record is from RefSeq and is a predicted model, not a curated record. NCBI's taxonomy places the organism in Eukaryota, Viridiplantae, Streptophyta, Magnoliopsida, Ericales, Theaceae.
AUGCGAAGCACACAACUUAGUGAAAGUCUAAAUGGAACAUUAAGGGGAUAUUUGAAGGGUGAUCAUAACAUUGUUCAAUUCUUUACUCACUUCAAUCGGAUUGUUGUAGAUAAGCGGUAUGAGGAAAUUUCUGCAAUAUAUGAUUCUAGACAAAAGUUGCCAAGAAUGAAAUUGAAAAAGUCUCCCAUUUUAAUCCAAGUUGCGAGUUUGUACACCCCUCCUAUCUUUGAUUUAUUUCAUUGUGAGUUGGAUACGUCCCUUUGUUGUCAAGUAAAGCAAUUCCAUGAGUUAGAAGGAGAAGUUAAGUGCGUGAUUGGCUUGUAUGGUAAUGGUGAAGAGUAUAUUGUGGAGGGUAGGGUGGAAGUUAUUGGGCUAAGAGGAGAAAAAAGCUAUCAAGAAAUACAUUGUACAUGUAAGAAAUUUGAGAACUUUGGAAUAAUCAAAGCACUUGAUAGAAUGAAUGUUAUGAAAAUUCCCAAAAGGUAUAUAUUAGGCCGAUGGAGAUUGGAUGCAAAAGAUUGUGAAGUUGAAGAGAAAAAUGUUGUAGUGGAUGAGGAUGAUCCGAAGUUGUUAAUAUUAGCACGUUAUAGAGAUCUUUGUCCAAGAAUGGUGAAACUAGCAACUCAAGCAUCUAUGCACAAACCUGCCUAUCAAUUGGUUGAUGAAGGAAUUAAGGAAUUGUGUGUAAAAGUAAAUAAUAUGAUGAAGGGAGUUGGAAGUUUUGGUACCAAUGAAUUAGAAGUGGACGACCCCAACUUUGCACAAGUUAAGGGCAUAAAGAAGAAAGAUGUUGGACACAAAGGGAUGGGUAGAUUAAAACCUUGGCAUGAGAUGAUGAAUAAGAAGACAAAAGUUAUUUCACAACAUACCCGCCUUAGUAAGACUAUUGGUCAAUCAAGCAACACUAUAAAUGUUCAAAAUUCAUCCUCAAGCCAACAGCAGGAUGGUGGGAGUCUCUGUUGGCCACAAUUGAUAACUUAUGGGUAUAAUCUUCUCACACAUGAUACUAAUUCAUACUCACCAAGGUAUCCACAAUCACAACCUUUGUCUUUCCAAGCAUCACAUAGUCCACAAAGUUCUCAAGGAAUAUCACUUAAUCCAGUGGGGCACAAUCCAAUGAAGACCGAAUUUAGAAAUGAGAGUUCUUUUGAUUUUUCUAUUUAUUCCCAACCGCCUCCAAAAAAUUGA